This is a messenger RNA of Paramisgurnus dabryanus, 1981 nucleotides long. The record is from RefSeq and is a predicted model, not a curated record. Lineage: Eukaryota; Metazoa; Chordata; Actinopteri; Cypriniformes; Cobitidae.
AUGGAGAGCAUCCAGGGACACCUCAGACCUCCUGAAACAAAAGGCAGUGUUGAGUUUCAGCCAGGGAGGGCCGGCAUCGCCGCCGCAGCUGGAACCGAGGGUCACGGGGUCAAACCCCGUCAGCUGACCCCUUUCUCUUCGUCUUUCAGUGCAGAAGUACUGGAGCCUAACAUUUCGGAGAGCCGGAGCGAGCGCAUGGACCUCCUGGUAAAGCAGGAGGAGGCCGCAGCGGGGGACAGCGGGUUUCUGUCCGGUGAGAGGGACGAGGUCGUGGCACAGGAGAGAGGGGGCUCGGUCGCUAAUCUGCGUGCCGCUCUCAUGAGCAAAAACAGCUUGUUAUCUCUGGGGGCGGAGAUGCUUGGAGAGGAGAACCAACUUCUGUUCGACUACUUGCCCAAGGGAGGACACUCUCUCUCCCUUAAUGACUUCACGGUGAUCAGGAAGAAGUUUAAGUGCCCAUACUGCAGUUUUUCCGCCAUGCACCAGUGCAUCUUGAAGAGGCACAUGCGCUCGCAUACGGGUGAGAGGCCGUAUCCCUGUGAGAUCUGCGGGAAGAAGUUCACCCGGAGGGAACACAUGAAGCGCCAUACUCUGGUGCACAGCAAGGACAAGAAGUAUGUGUGUAAAGUGUGCAGUCGUGUCUUCAUGUCUGCCGCCAGCGUGGGCAUCAAGCACGGUUCUCGCCGCCACGGCGUCUGCGCAGACUGCUCGGGAAGGGGCAUGGCUGCCCUGUUGGACCAAAACGGGGAGGACGGUUCCCCGGAAGAAGAGCUCUUGUAUCCCGGUGACCACCGUUUCCCUGACGACACCGCCGAUGGUGACGGGGAGGAUGAGAUGAUGGGAGAGGCGGAGCUGAUGGGAGAUGGCGACGGGGAUGAGGAGAAUGGGAAAUGGAGGGCAGGCUCAGGGAUGUCUCAGCGAGACGAUGGGAAAGAGGAGAGCGACUCGGCUCUGGAGGGAGACGCCAGGGCAGGAAGCGAGAAAGACUUCAGUUGGAUCUCUUAGUCUUAGAGCCUAGACCGAGAUCAACCACCUGUUCCUGCAAGGAGAUACGCUUAAGGUGGGCCAAUCGGAUUUCCUUGAGUCGGAGAUCCUUGAGAUGCCCGCAAGGCUGCCAGAGGAGAGACGGUGGAGAGUCUUUUCGCCAGGACUCUGUGUGCUUCUGACCCAGGCUUUGGUUUGUCGUCUCCUUUCUUCCUACGUGAGGACCAAACGGGUUUCUGUGUAUGUGUUUGCUAUUUUCUCAGACAAAAGAGAUUGAAGAUCGUCCAAAAUCUGUACCGAUGGGUCGAAAGUGUACGAAAGUGUGCUCUUGCCAUACGGUCAGUCACCACCAGAGGGCGCUGGCUUAUCAGUUAAAGAGGAGGUCACAUCGGAAGACUUGCAUCGUUCUUUUUGGCACAUUGUUGAAACUGCAACAGACUUGCACUUUAAAAAAAUAAACAUUGACUAUUCGAUUCCCUGUUUCUGUGGUUUACAUUUUUAUUCCGAUUUAUAAAUAUAUAUAAAUAUAUAUAUAUAUAUAUAUGGUGACCGCACCUACCUUUAAGGAUAUACAGUAUGUCCUUAUGACUGUUAUGUAUGGACAUUUGUGCUAGGUUUGCUAAUUAUAAUGUAUGCCUUGUAAUGUUUUAUUUCGUUGCAAUUUUCUUUUCUUUAAACAUUUCUAUCAGUGAGGGAAAAUCAUGUAUAUAGAUAAAUCUAAGUGAAACGUUUCAUUUAUGUCUUUUGGGGAAAGAUGUGCAAACACUAUGCAGAAACAAAACAUUUCUAGUUCUCAACAAUCUAUUAUGGGAGAGAAAACGUCUUCAACAGGGAGACUGGAUGAGAGAGAAAAUAGACUUAAUGGGAAUAUUACUUUUUGUCCCGCUGUAAUAUUUCCUCAUUAUUUGCAUUCCAUAGUGGACACUGUCAGGGAUAGGUUCGGUUUUAUACAGAGGCUUUUCAGUGUGCCGUGUUUCUUAAAAAGCAAAAAAACAAA